GACUUCACUACUCAUAUGAGAAUACUGUUCGGAGACCUUCUGUCCAGAUUCCCUCUUUAUCGGUCUCUUUCGCAACCUCCGAAAUUGGCAAUGUCUCAUCGCAAGUUCUCUGCGCCCCGCCAUGGCUCCCUGGGAUUCCUGCCCAGGAAGCGCUCUCGCCGUCAUCGUGGCAAGGUCAAGGCGUUCCCCAAGGAUGACCCGUCCAAGCCUGUGCAUUUGACAGCAUUCCUUGGCUACAAGGCAGGCAUGACCCACAUUGUGCGUACGGUGGACCGACCUGGAUCCAAAAUGAACAAGAAAGAAGUGGUUGAGGGUGUGACCAUCGUGGAGACUCCCCCUGUGGUGGUGGUUGGUGUGGUCGGUUACAUCGAGACUCCCCGGGGUAUGCGUUCCCUCAAAGUGGUCUGGGCUGAGCAUCUGAGUGACGAAUGCAAGCGUCGCUUCUACAAGAACUGGUACCGCUCCAAGAAGAAGGCAUUCACCAAAGCCUCUAAGAAGUGGGCGGAUGAUGCCGGCAAAGCCGAAAUUGAGAAGGACUUCAAGACCAUGAAGAAGUACUGCAAGGUUAUCCGUGUCAUUGUGCACACCCAGAUGAAGCUGAUGAACCAACGCCAGAAGAAGGCCCAUAUCAUGGAGGUGCAGCUGAACGGUGGUAGUAUCGCCGACAAGGUGGACUGGGCCCGCGAACACCUGGAGAAGCAGACCCGCAUCACCGAGGUGUUCGCCCAGGACGAGAUGAUUGAUGUCAUCGGGGUGACCAAGGGCAAAGGAUUCAAGGGUGUGACCUUCCGUUGGGGCACCAAGAAGCUGCCUCGCAAGACCCACAAGGGCCUGCGCAAGGUGGCCUGCAUCGGUGCCUGGCAUCCAGCCCGCGUGGGCUAUGGUGUGGCCCGUGCUGGCCAGAAGGGCUACCACCACCGCACGGAGCUCAACAAGAAGAUCUACCGUGUGGGUGAGGGCUUCCACCUGAAGGAGGGCAAGCUGAUCAAGAACAAUGGCGCCACUGACUUUGACAUCACUGACAAGAGUGUCAACCCUAUGGGUGGCUUCCCGCACUACGGUGAGGUCAAGAAUGACUUCCUGAUGCUGAAGGGAUGCAUCAUGGGACCCAAGAAGCGUGUCAUCACGCUGCGGAAGUCCAUGUUGGUGCACACCAAACGCAAGGCCUUGGAGAAGAUCUCGCUCAAGUUCAUCGACACCACCUCCAAGUUUGGUCAUGGCCGCUUCCAGACCCACGAGGAGAAGAAGACCUUCAUGGGUCCGCUCAAGAAGGAUCGCAUCAAGGCGGAGCAGGCCACAGCUCCCUAGGAAGGAUGCCACAUCACAUGUCUCUGGAAAACAACACCUGACACACUCACUCCCAGAAAUGAAUCACAGUUUCACCGUAAAAUAUAAAGCAUUUUUUGUGAAAGUAUUGAUGUAUCACAUAGCACAUUAUCAAGUUGUCGGUACACAGAAGAUGCCACAUGAAUAAGGUGGUUGUUAUUCCAGUACAUGAAUAUUUUGCCCUGAGCCACUAACUAGGAGCUGAGAAAAACACAGUCCAGCUGUCAAAGGAACAGCUUUGCGGAGACUGAAGUCAAAUAAAUUUCAAAUUGCAAAAAAAGAUGAA
Messenger RNA from Acanthaster planci (crown-of-thorns starfish), 1612 nucleotides. It is a transcript of the gene rpl3, whose product is annotated as ribosomal protein L3. Gene Ontology annotation, cellular component: cytosolic large ribosomal subunit; ribosome. Lineage: Eukaryota; Metazoa; Echinodermata; Asteroidea; Valvatida; Acanthasteridae. Gene Ontology annotation, molecular function: RNA binding; structural constituent of ribosome. Gene Ontology annotation, biological process: translation. The record is from RefSeq and is a predicted model, not a curated record.